Messenger RNA from Macadamia integrifolia, 8928 nucleotides. RefSeq names its product dnaJ homolog subfamily C GRV2-like. NCBI's taxonomy places the organism in Eukaryota, Viridiplantae, Streptophyta, Magnoliopsida, Proteales, Proteaceae. Gene Ontology annotation, biological process: regulation of early endosome to late endosome transport; endosome organization; receptor-mediated endocytosis. The record is from RefSeq and is a predicted model, not a curated record. Bases 695 to 8497 code for a protein of 2600 amino acids. Gene Ontology annotation, cellular component: endosome membrane. The transcript has 23 exons.
GAAUGUGGGCCAUAGCCAAAAAAGGCAAAGCUAUGCCCGAGUCCUUGACAGGGUGGUCAUGACGAAGGAGACCGGCCCUCUGCAAGCUGGCCACCGUUUCCAUCGUCUUUCCCUCUCCAUCGCACUUCUUCAUUCUUCUCUUUUAGUUCCUACAUGUUCAACGUGUCCGAUCAGAAGAAGGAUCCGCAGAAGAAGUUUUUUGAAUUCAAUAAUAUGAAUAUCCAAUCAAUCGGUUUGAUGUGAAGGUGGCUUGAUUCAGACUGCAUUUUUCCUUAUUUUGAUGUAAUUUUUGUAAAAGAGUUAAGGAAUAAGGAAAGAAAGAAAUCUGUCGAGAAUAAUUCUUGAAGAAAUUAGCUCAAUUAUUGUUCAUGCUACAGAUAUUAAAGUUCGUGCUCGAUUCAUGAAGAGUUUGCGGGAAACUAUGCGUUUCCGGUCAAUUUUGCCGUUUGGUUGAUUAUAGUGAUGCGACAAAUUCAUGGGAGCUGAGGGAAGUUUGUCGUGGGUUGUUUUUUGGAGCUUUUGAUAUCUGAAGUAUCAGUGCAAACUCCAAAUCUGGAAGAAUUCACCAAGUUUGGAAGCCCUGGGGGCGAAUCAGUCUCGUCGAAGCCCGGUAGCGGCACAGACGAGCUUUGGAUUCUGGUUCUUUUCCCGUCCAAAUGCACGUCGAACUCAGUACCUUGAAUACCUUCCUCAGAUGGAUUUUGUAAGCGGGCAGGAUCCUCCUGCUUCUGACCAUCAGACCUCCUCCAAUGAGUCUUCUUCUGCAUCUCCUGCUGCUGCUGAAGAACCCGAGUACCUGGCGAGGUAUAUAGUAGUAAAGCACUCGUGGAGAGGGCGAUACAAAAGAAUUCUAUGCAUUUCUAAUGUUGCAAUCAUCACUUUGGACCCUUCAACGCUUUCCGUGACCAAUUCAUACAACGUCGCCAAUGACUAUGAGGGCGCGAGCCCGAUCAUUGGACGAGAUGAAAAUGUGCAGGAGUUCACGAUUAGUGUCCGUACCGAUGGUCGUGGAAAAUUCAAAGCUAUUAAGUUUUCAUCUAAGUUUAGGGCAAGCAUUUUGACUGAAUUGCAUCGGAUUCGGUGGAAUAGAAUUGGCAUUGUUACAGAAUUUCCUGUGCUUCAUCUUCGCCGAAAGACUUCAGAGUGGAUUCCUUUUAAAUUAAAAGUUACUGCCAUCGGAGUCGAAAUUUUUGAUAUACAAUAUGGGGAUCUCCAGUGGUGCUUGGAUUUUAGAGACAUGGGUUCUCCUGCCGUUAUUCUUUUGUCUGAUGGUCAUGGGAAGAGAAGUGUUGAUCAUGGAGGUUUUGUUCUUUGCCCUCUAUACAGCAGAAAAUCUAAAGCUUUUCAAGCUGCACCAGGGACCACAAACACUGCUAUUAUAGAAAAUUUGACCAAAACUGCAAAAUCCAUGGUUGGUUUGUCCAUUUCUGUUGAUAAUCCUCAAUCACUCACCACUGCAGAGUAUAUCAAACAAAGGGCUAAAGAAGCAGUUGGAGCUGAAGAAAAUCCUUGUGGGGAAUGGUCUGUGACGAGAUUGCGGACAGCUGCUCAUGGUACUGUUAAUUUUUUGGGAUUAAGUUUGGGAAUUGGACCCAAAGGAGGACUUGGGGAUAAAGGAGAUGCUGUAUCUCGUCAGCUAAUUCUUUCAAAAGCUUCACUUGUUGAAAGGCGCCCGGAGAACUAUGAGGCUGUCAUUGUUCGCCCCUUACAUGCAGUAAGUGCUCUUGUUCGAUUUUCUGAGGAGCCUCAGUUGUUUGCGAUUGAAUUCAAUGAUGGUUGUCCCAUUCAUGUCUAUGCAAGCACAUCUCGUGAUAGCUUACUUGCUGCAGUUCGGGAUGUUCUGCAAAUAGAUGGUCAAUGUGCAGUCCCUGUAUUGCCAAGGUUGACUAUGCCUGGUCAUCGUAUAGACCCUCCUUGUGGAAUAGUAUAUUUUCAAAUGCAACAAUUUCCUGUUGGAGCACCAUGCACCAUUGCUGAUAUGGAAAGCACAUCCAUGCAUUUAAAUCAUUUAACUGCAGCUGCCAAAGAUGCUGUUGCUGAAGGUGGUUCCAUUCCUGGGUCUAGAGCUAAACUAUGGCGCAGAAUUAGGGAAUUCAAUGCAUGUAUACCUUACAGUGGAGUUCCUCCUAACAUUGAAGUACCUGAGGUGACUUUGAUGGCCUUAAUGACAAUGCUUCCAGCAACACCCAAUCUGCCUCUAGAAUCGCCUCCACCACCGCCUCCAUCCCCUAAAGCUGCUGCAACAAUUAUUGGGUUUGUAGCAUGUCUACGCAGAUUGUUGGCAUCUGGAAGUGCUGCUUCACAUAUAAUGUCAUUCCCUGCUGCUGUUGGAAGGAUAAUGGGUCUUAUUAGAAGUGGUUCAGAGGGUGUAGCAGCUGAAGCUGCAGGACUUAUUGAUGUUCUAAUUGGUGGUAGUCCUGGUGAUACAAAUAUAUUGACAUAUACGAAAGGAGAACGGCAUGCUACGUUUAUGCACACCAAAUCUGUCCUAUUUGCACAUCAGUAUUAUGUUACCAUCCUUGUCAACAGGUUGAAGCCUUUGUCAGUGUCACCUUUGUUGUCAAUGUCUGUCGUGGAAGUUCUCGAGGCUAUGCUAUGUGAACCCUAUGGUGAAACUACUCAGUAUGUCACAUUUGUUGAAUUAUUACGUCAGGUGGCUAGCUUGCGGCGUCGCUUGUUUGCACUUUUUGGACAUCCUGCUGAAAGUGUUAGAGAAACUGUAGCUGUGAUUAUGCGUACAAUUGCUGAAGAAGAUGCAAUUGCAGCAGAUUCUAUGCGUGAUGCUGCCUUGCGUGAUGGUGCCCUGUUAAGACACUUGUUGUAUGCCUUUUUCCUUCCUGCUGGGGAGCGGCGUGAAGUUAGUCAACAGCUGGUAGCUCUAUGGGCAGAUUCCUAUCAACCUGCUCUUGAUUUACUGUCAAGGGUUCUUCCCCCUGGGCUUGUCGCUUAUUUGCACACUCGGACUGAUGGGAUUUUAGCUCAAGAUGCAGAGAGCAUGCUUAAUCAAGAAGCACCUUUGACUAGGAGAAGACAGAGACGCAUACUUCGGCAGAGGAAAGGUCGGGCUAUGAGAAGUGUGGCAUCUCAGGAUCAUGCUUUACCUUCUGUUAAUCAUGUUGAAGAUGCUGGCACAGACUUGCAGGUAAAUGCUGCUGCUUUUCGAGGGCCUGAACAAAAAUUCUCUCAAGAUGUGAAUCCUGGACAGUUUCCACCCUUAUGUUCCUCCACUACACGAGGAAGUAUUCAAAAGGUGUCAUAUUCUCCUGGGUUCCCGCAAACUGACCAGUCUGCCACUGUUGCUUCUGUUGAUGCUUCAGUAACUCCAUCCCAGACAUUGGAUUCAAAUGCUUCAAUUUCAGUUGAGUCUGAUCCCAAUAUGGUCAUUUCCCCAAAUUGUGGCCUCCCAGCCCCUGCUCAGGUUGUUGUGGAGAACACACCAGUUGGAUCAGGUAGGCUCCUCUGUAACUGGCCUGACUUUUGGCGAGUCUUUAGCCUAGAUCAUAACCGUGCAGACUUGAUAUGGAAUGAACGCAUCAGACAAGAACUAAGAGAAGCGUUGCAAGCUGAGAUUCAUGGGUUAGACGUUGUGAAGGAACGUACAGAAGAUAUUGUUCCUGUUGGUGCAACCACUGAUGUUUUGACUGGGAAAGAUAGCGUCCCUCAGAUAUCAUGGAACUAUACUGAGUUCUCUGUUAGCUACCCGAGCUUAUCCAAAGAAGUUUGUGUUGGUCAGUAUUAUUUACGGCUGCUUCUGGAGAGUGGCAGCAGUGGUAGGGCACAGGAUUUUCCUCUUCGAGAUCCAGUUGCAUUCUUUAGAGCUCUGUAUCACCAAUUCUUGUGUUAUGCUGACAUAGGGCUUACAGUGGAUGGUGCUGUUCCUGAUGAGCUGGGCUCAUCUGAUGAUUGGUGUGAUAUGGGAAGGUUAGUUGGUUUUGGCGGUGGUGGAGGCUCUUCAGUUAGAGAGCUUUGUGCAAGGGCAAUGGCAAUUGUAUAUGAGCAACAUUAUAAAACAAUUGGCCCAUUUGAUGGUAUUGCUCACAUUACUGUUCUGUUGGAUAGAACUGAUGAUCGAGCUUUGAGGCACCGCCUACUUCUUCUUCUAAAGGUGUUAAUGAAGGUUUUGACAAAUGUAGAGGCUUGUGUAUUGGUCGGUGGAUGUGUAUUGGCUGUAGAUCUUCUAACAGUAGCUCAUGAAGCUUCAGAAAGAACCUCUAUUCCUUUGCAGUCUAAUUUGAUAGCUGCUAAUGCUUUCAUGGAACCUCUAAAGGAAUGGACGUUAAUUGACAAGGAUGGUGUACAAGUUGGACCUGUGGAAAAGGAUGUCAUCAGAAGGUUUUGGUCAAAGAAGACCAUUGAUUGGACAACUAAGUGCUGGGCUUUUGGGAUGCUUGAGUGGAAGAGAUUGCGUGAUAUUCGUGAACUUCGUUGGGCAUUGGCCACUCGUGUUCCUGUUCUCACUCCAUCUCAGGUGGGAGAUGCUGCAUUGGCCAUCUUACAUAGCAUGGUAUCUGCACAUUCUGAUCUGGAUGAUGCAGGAGAAAUAGUAAUACCAACACCAAGAGUAAAAUGGAUAUUGUCAAGCCCACGUUGCCUUCCACAUGUUGCACAGGCUAUGCUUAUGGGUGAGCCAAAUAUUUUUGAGGGAGCUGCUGCUUUACUGAAAGCCAUUGUUGUGAGGAAUCCAAAGGCAAUGAUGCGAUUAUACAGCACAGGUGCAUUUUACUUUGCUCUGGCAUAUCCUGGAUCUAAUCUCCUCUCAAUUGCACAACUCUUCUCUGUGACCCAUGUCCAUCAAGCAUUCCAUGGUGGUGAAGAGGCGGCUCUUUCCUCCUCACUACCUCUGGCGAAGCGUAGCGUGCUGGGUGGGCUUCUUCCUGAGUCCUUGUUGUAUGUAUUGGAGCGUAGCGGUCCAGCUGCAUUUGCAGCAGCAAUGGUUUCUGACUCUGAUACCCCAGAGAUUAUCUGGACACACAAAAUGCGAGCCGAACAUCUGAUAUGCCAGGUUUUGCAGCAUCUUGGUGAUUUUCCCCAGAAACUCUCACAACAUUGCCAUUCAUUAUAUGAUUACGCUCCUAUGCCACCUGUGACAUAUCCAGAGCUAAGAGAUGAAAUGUGGUGCCAUCGAUAUUAUUUGAGAAACUUGUGUGAUCAGAUCCGUUUUCCAAAUUGGCAGAUUGUUGAACAUGUAGAAUUUUUACAGUCCUUGUUGGCAAUGUGGCGUGAAGAGCUAACUAGAAGACCCAUGGAUCUUUCUGAAGAAGAAGCUUGCAAAAUACUGGAGAUAUCCUUGGAAGAUGUAUCUGUAGAUGAUGCGGGCGGAAGCCAUCCUGUUGAGAUGUGUGAGGGGAUUACAAGCACAUCUAAGCAGAUUGAAAACAUUGAUGAGGAAAAACUAAAGCGACAAUACAAGAAACUUGCAAUGAGAUUCCAUCCUGACAAGAAUCCUGAAGGAAGGGAGAAGUUUCUUGCUGUACAGAAAGCUUAUGAGCGCUUGCAGGCUUCCAUGCAAGGAUUGCAAGGUCCACAACUUUGGAGGUUACUACUUUUGCUGAAGGGACAAUGUAUAUUAUACAGGCGAUAUGGGGAUGUUUUGGAGCCUUUUAGAUAUGCUGGUUACCCAAUGCUGCUUGAUGCAGUCACCGUGGACAAAGAUGACAACAACUUUCUUUCUUCUGAUAGAGGGCCCCUUCUUGUUGCUGCCUCAGAAUUAGUGUCGCUGACGUGUGCAUCUUCUUCAUUAAAUGGUGAAGAGCUCGUGAGGGAUGGUGGAAUACCACUUCUUGCAAAUCUUUUUUCUCGUUGUAUGUGUGUUGUCCAGCCAACGACUCCUGCAAGUGAACCAUCUGCCAUUAUUGUUACAAAUGUGAUGGAAACAUUUUCUGUCCUGAGUCAAUUUGAAAGUGCCAGAGUUGAGAUGGUUAGGUUCAGUGGAAUAGUUGAGGAUAUCGUGCACUGCACUGAACUAGAGCUUGUGACUGCUGCUGUUGAUGCUGCACUUAGGACUGCUGCUCAUGUUUCUGUAUCGUCUGAAUUGCAGGAUGCUUUACUAAAAGCUGGUGUAUUAUGGUAUCUCUUACCAUUGCUGCUUCAGUAUGACGCAACUGCUGAGGAGGCUGAUGUAACAGAGGCACAUGGUGUUGGUGGUAGAGUGCAAAUUGCUAAAAACAUGCAUGCUAUCCGAGCAUCUCAAGCUCUCUCAAGGCUCAGCGGUUUGUGUGGUGAUGGAACUUCAACAUCUUAUAAUAAGGCUGCAGCCAAUGCCCUUAGAGCUUUGCUGACUCCUAAACUUGCCAGCAUGUUAAAAGAUCAGUUGCCCAAGGUUCUUUUGUCCAGUUUAAACACAAACUUGGAGUCUCCAGAGAUUAUUUGGAACUCAUCAACCCGAGCAGAACUACUGAAAUUUGUGGAUCAGCAGCGUGCUAAUCAGGGUCCUGAUGGUUCAUAUGACUUGAAAGAGUCUCAUGCUUUUACAUAUGACACACUAUCAAAAGAACUCCAUGUUGGAAAUGUUUACCUGAGGAUAUAUAAUGAUCAACCUGAUUUUGAGAUAAGUGAACCAGAAGCUUUUUGUGUUGCACUGCUUGAUUUUAUAUCUGGCCUUGUGCAUAAUCGAUAUGGUAAAGAUUCUAGUGGUUGGACUAAAUCUGAUAACAAUGAUUUAUCCAUUAAAAAGCCAUCCGAACAUCAAAAUGGUACAGUUGAUGGAGCGGAUAAUGAACAGCAGAGUCUUGAUGAUACAGUCUCCGAUGCAGAAGUUGCUGGCAAGGAGGAUAUGAAACUUUUUAAGAACCUUCAAAUCGGAUUGACCUCUCUUCAGAAUUUAUUGACAAGCAACCCAACUCUGGCUUCUAUAUUCUCUAGUAAAGAACAGCUAGUACCACUUUUUGAAUGCUUUUCUCUUCCUGUUGCAUCAGAAAGCAAUAUAUCUCAACUUUGCCUCAGUGUGCUUUCACUCCUGACAACAUAUGCCCCUUGCUUGGAGGCUAUGGUGGCAGAUAGGGAGAGUCUCCUUCUUUUAUUUCAGAUGCUGCAUUCGGCCCCUGCUAGCCGUGAAGGGGCUCUACAUGUACUUUAUGCCUUGGCAAGCACAGCUGAGCUCGCAUGGGCUGCCGCCAAGCGUGGUGGUGUAGUUUAUAUUCUUGAGCUUCUUUUGCCUUUGCAAGUUCCUUUGCACCAAAGAGCAGCAGCUGCUUCUUUGUUGGGCAAACUUGUUGGGCAGCCAAUGCAUGGGCCCAGAGUGGCUAUAACACUGGCAAGAUUUUUUCCAGAUGGCCUAGUGUCUGUUAUCAGGGAUGGACCUGGUGAAGCUGUGGUUGCUGCCCUUGAGCAAACUACAGAAACACCAGAACUUGUAUGGACACCGGCAAUGGCAACUUCUUUGUCUGCACAGAUUGCAACAAUGGCAUCAGACCUUUAUUGUGAACAGAUGAAAGGCCAUGAUGGUGUUGAUUGGGAUGUACCUGAACAAGCAUCUGGACAACAGGAAAUGAGAGAUGAGCCACAGGUUGGGGGGAUAUAUGUAAGACUGUUCCUUAAAGACCCUAAGUUUCCCUUGAGAAAUCCAAAGAGAUUCUUGGAAGGACUUUUAGAUCAGUAUGUAUCAGCUGUUUCUGCUACACAUUAUGAUGUGACCACCGUUGACCCUGAGCUCCCAUUACUUCUGUCGGCUGCACUAGUGUCUUUGUUGCGAGUACACCUUGCCCUUGCUGAUCAUGUGGGGUACCUUGGAUAUGUUCCCAAGCUAGUAGCUGCAAUGGCCUAUGAAGGAAGACGAGAAACAAUUUCUUCUGGGGAGGUGAAGACCAGUGAUCAUUUGGAUGAGAUUAAUGAAAAUGAAGAUGGGGAAGUGCCGCCAAACACUCAAACUCCACAGGAAUGUGUACGUCUGAGUUGUCUGCGUGUAUUACAUCAACUUGCAGCUAGUACAACUUGCGCAGAAGCUAUGGCAGCAACAAGUAUAGGAACCCCUCAGGUCGUUCCACUGUUAAUGAAGGGGAUUGGAUGGCAAGGUGGCAGUAUACUAGCCCUUGAGACACUAAAACGUGUUGUCGUUGCUGGCAAUCGAGCUAGGGAUGCACUUGUUGCACAAGGACUGAAGGUUGGUCUUGUUGAAGUACUUCUUGGUAUUCUUGAUUGGAGGGCUGGAGGAAGAAAUGUGUUCUGCUCCCAAAUGAAAUGGAAUGAAUCUGAAGCUUCGGUUGGAAGGGUGCUUGCAAUUGAGGUAUUGCGUGCAUUUGCAACCGAAGGAUCCUAUUGUACUAAAGUCCAUGAGAUAUUGAAUUCUUCUAAUGUUUGGGGUGCUUAUAAGGAUCAGAGGCAUGACCUUUUCCUUCCUUCGAAUGCUCAAUCUGCUGCUGCUGGAGUCGCAGGUCUCAUGGAGAAUUCUUCAUCCAGGUUCACUUAUGCCCUUACGGCCCCGCCUGCACAACCAGCCAUUGGUAGACCCCCUGCUUCAAUCACACCCUACUCAAAUGGCAAGCAGGAUCAGCUACCAUGACAAAUCAUUAUGAAAAAAGCUUUUGUCUGACAACCUGGCAAUUAUUGGAGCAUCAUCUCUGUACUAAUUUGUAUAGUCUAGUGUACAUUCUCAACUUCUGUUGUCUUUUUUUUUUAUCUUUAUCUUGAUCCUUAUCGGCUUCUUAUAGAAAAAUUCAGAGAAAGAGAAUCCACAGUUCACAGUUCAUACAUUUUCCCAUGUAAAGAGAACCUGAAAGGCUUGUGUAUCAUAUGCGUAAAUUUUUUCCUAGAGAAGUGAGGUGGUUUUGAGUGAAUUUGUUGUAUAGCCAUUCUCCAUAAAAAGCCAUUCAUCAGGUUUAGUAGUUCAUUCAUUUUUCCAUGUAAAGUGGACCUUAGAUUGGCUAAGAAGGUUCUGUAUUUGUGUGUAUCAUAGCUGUGUUUUUCUAAAAAAGAGAGGUGGUUUUGGUUGAA